CCCCGAUCCAUGCUUCCCACCGCCUCCUGGACUCGGCCAAAUCGAGCUAGAACGAGCGAGCAGACAGCAGAGUGGUCUCGGGCGGCCGAUAUGGGGCGGGGCAGGGCACCGUGCUGCGCCAAGGUCGGGCUCAACAGGGGCUCAUGGACGCCGCAGGAGGACAUGCGCCUCAUCGCCUACAUCCAGAAGCACGGCCACGCCAACUGGCGCGCCCUGCCGAGGCAGGCGGGCCUGCUGCGCUGCGGGAAGAGCUGCCGGCUCCGGUGGAUCAACUACCUGCGCCCCGACCUCAGGCGCGGCAACUUCACCGCCGACGAGGAGGCCACCGUCAUCAAGCUGCACGGCUUGCUCGGCAACAAGUGGUCCAAGAUCGCGGCGUGCCUGCCCGGGAGGACGGACAACGAGAUCAAGAACGUCUGGAACACGCACCUGAAGAAGAAGGCCUCGGAGCAGAAGCCAGGCCCAGGCGUUGGCCAGAGCAAGGGCGAGGCGGCCGACGGAGACCCCGACACGCCCGUCCCUUCGCUGUCUUCGGCGUCCUCGUCGAUGACGACCAGCGAGGGAUCCAAUGGAGGCGGCGCCGGCGAGCAGUGCGGCACGAGCAACGAGCCCGACACGACGGACUUGCCAUCCCCGCUCGAGCUGGAGCUGGAGCUCGAGCCAGUCAUGGACAUCCUGGACAUGCUGGCCGACGCCGCGCCCACGGAGGCGCUCGCGACUGCGGCGCCAAUGCCGACGUCUUCCUGCUCGUCCUCCUCCCCGACGACGUGCGGCGGGGGAGCGGAGGAGCUGCUCGAGCUGCCGGACUACAUCGACAUGGACGCCGACAUCUGGAGCAUCAUCGACGACGACACCGCGCGCCUACAACAACAACAAGGCGAUGCAACAGUGCCAUGUAGGAGUACGACCAAGGCCAGCCCGGAGGAGGAGGGAACAGAUUGGUGGUUGGAGGAUUUGGAGAAGGAGCUCGGCCUGUGGGGGCCCGCGGGGGAAUCCCAGCCCCAGGUGGGCCCACACGACCAAAUAGGCUACCCGGGCCAACUCUACGAAACGGAGGGGGACGUGGCGAUGGGACCCUCCUCCUACCCGCAGUCCAGAUCGGAUCAUCAUCAGGCGUCCAGUUCUGAAUAGAAGGCCAAGAUCCACGGUGAUCCCAUCGGACGCGCGAGAUCAAGCAUUUCAACUUGGAGAAGUUUUCAACCAAACGUUUGGGUUGCUCAUUUGAUUUCAUUGUUGGAGUAAAACUGAAAGUGAAACGGGCUGGUCGUUUAGAAUGCACAUACAAAUUGAAGGAAUGAAAGUCAGGUCAAAUACAAGGCCAAGUAGCACGAGUACCUCUACUAUCUAACAGUUUUUUUUUUAACCAAAACUGUACUUCUACUAUGGCAUGUAUGUAUGUAUGCGACAGCACUCCACUGAUCAGUGAUCAAGAGCCAGUGAGAAGUGCUAUGCAAAUAUGCGUACAUAUGCACGUCAUUUGGUUGAUUUU
This is a messenger RNA of Hordeum vulgare subsp. vulgare (domesticated barley), 1489 nucleotides long. Its product is annotated as myb-related protein Zm1-like. The record is from RefSeq and is a predicted model, not a curated record. NCBI's taxonomy places the organism in Eukaryota, Viridiplantae, Streptophyta, Magnoliopsida, Poales, Poaceae. Bases 10 to 1131 code for a protein of 373 amino acids. The transcript is spliced from 2 exons.